ACUCACACUUGCAUCCUAUGAGCGAACAACCAAAGGCCCACACAGACAAUCCUAAGCUGGUUAAAGGAGACGAAGGCAGGAGUUUGGUCGUGGCUCGGCUCAGUACCAGAGAAUUCGAUCAUGGCGAUACUGACGUGACAGGCAGUGGCGAGGAUAGUAGUGAUGAGGAGGGGAGCGAGUCUAGCGGGAGUGGAACCGACAGCAGCGGAACUACCUUCAGCAGUGUAGUUGUUUAUGACAGUGGUACUGAUGACGGAUUAGAUGAUGAAGGCGAGGAAACUCGGGCGUCAAAAAAGGUCAUGGAAUAUCUAAGACGCAUUAAUCACCUUAUCAAACCUGACGACUCUGAUCCAACAUAUGCAAGAAAUAUGAAGCGGCGGUUGCGCAGGUCUUUGUCGGAAGUUUUAACGAGAGAUGUCUCUGGUGAUCCAGUAACAACGCGCACUCGGCUCACAGUACAAUACAAGGUUAUAUUGGCACUGGCUAUAAAUCAGGCGGAGAUGAUCAAGAAUACUGUAGAACGUGACAGGCAAAUGGACGAUACGCAUGGACGACUGUUGGACCUGGAGGCGAUUCAACUGGGGAAGGCCCUUACUGCACAGAACAACAUAGCUCUUCGUACACUCCUAGACAGGUCUCUUCGUGGUCUCUUUGACGCAGUAUGCCAGCUGGAACUUAUGGACACUUCAUCCGCUGAACCCGAAGUGAUGAUUAAGGCACGCCUAGCCAAAAUGCUGGGUAAUCAAGGCACACUUUCGUCCAAAGGAUUCUUAGGCUACGUGAAGCGUAGAUAUGGAUCCCCGACGUCGAACGGCCUAAAUGAACUUAGAGUGAAGCUUACUUCGAAAGUUGAGGCUCUCAACAACCAAAUCAUAUUUUCGCAGGCGCAGCUGGACAACUCCAUAACGGGUGAGGAAGGGUACAAAGAAGUGAUACAGAAUGCCAAAGCUUUUAUAACGGCCCUCCAGAAUGAGUUGGGUCGUCUUUCCGCGUCUUCCUCACCUAACACAGAGACUUCGGUCUCUGCGGCAAAGAAGCAUAGCAUGGACAUGAAAGAUCACGAAAACCGUAUUGCUGUCCGUACAGAGCACAUACAGCAAGCAGCAGUAAUCCAAGCUCAACUUAGGGAGGAGAUAACAACAAAAUCCCGCCAGAGGUACUACCUGGAACGUGGAAGGAGUAUGCUUCUUGAUCCCAAGGUGGUUGACGAAUUGUUUGUAGUUCAUAGGAACGCCAUCCGAGUAGCCGGCAACAAUGCGGCUCAUUUUAACAACGAUUCAGAGUGGCUGCAGAAGGCAGCGGUUGCAGUCCAUUCAUACGUCGGGGAGUAUUCGGGCGUUCUCGAGUGCAUUCUGCAUGCAAUGCAGACCAAAGGGGAUGGGUUUUCGGACGUGUUCCAUAUAUCUGAGGAUGAGGAGAGUGCUGAGCCAGGUACCUCACGUAAGCACCAUACACAGAAACACCAGUCCGAAUCCUCUUCGAGCCGGAAGGAACAAUCCAGAAAAAGGAAGCAGGCGAGGCACACGGAGGAAUUAGGUAAUGAGGGUGACGCAACUCGCCGGAAGAAGAAAGCUAGGCAAAAUCCCUGAGUGCUUCUGGCUAAUAGUCUGCAUGCAUACUACAGUAUUUUGUACGGGUUGUAUGAUGAUUAUCUAUUUAUGUUCUUAAAAU
This is a messenger RNA of Fomitiporia mediterranea MF3/22, 1671 nucleotides long. RefSeq lists its product as uncharacterized. The transcript is spliced from 5 exons. NCBI's taxonomy places the organism in Eukaryota, Fungi, Basidiomycota, Agaricomycetes, Hymenochaetales, Hymenochaetaceae. The record is from RefSeq and is a predicted model, not a curated record. Bases 18 to 1589 code for a protein of 523 amino acids.